UGUCUCAGACAGAGGCACUCCUCGGAGACUCUCCAGCUCUGCUCAUCACCUCUCCAGGUCAGCUCACCUCUCCACCUCUCAUCAUGUCUGUCAGCCUCGCCCGCCAAAGCAGCACCAGCAGAAGCUACAGCUCCCGCAGCGUCUCUGGCAGCAGCUCCCGCAGCGUCUCCGGCAGCAUCUCCGGCAGCAUCUCCGGCAGCAGCGUCAUCAGCCAGAGCAGAGGGAUGCAGCAGGUCAGAGGCGGCCAGUCCAGCAUCUCCAUGUCCGGGCCCUUCCAGAGCCGAGCACCCAGCGUGUACGGGGGCGCAGGAGGUUACGGGACCCGCGUCUCCCAGUCAGUCUUCAACUGCGGGUACGAUGAGACUGCCGUGAUCAGCAACGAGAAGGGGACCAUGCAGAACCUCAACGACCGCCUGGCCACCUACCUGGAGAAGGUGCGCUCUCUGGAGGCUGCCAACAGGAAGCUGGAGUUGCAGAUCAGAGAGUUCUAUGACAAGAGAUCUCCCACUGUUUCCAAAGACUUCACCAGCUACUUCGCCACCAUCACUGACCUCCGAGCCCAGAUCAUGAGGAGAUAUUCAGGGAAUCAAGGUAUCAUCCUGCAGAUUGAGAAUGCUCAACUGGCUGCAGACGACUUUAAAAUAAAGUAUGAGACGGAGAUGAACAUGCGUGCGAUGGUGGAGGGCGACGUGCUGCGUCUCCGAGGGGUUCGGGACAGCCUGACUCUUACCAUCAGUGACCUGGAGCUGCAGAUAGAAAGUCUGAAGGAGGAGCUGGUGUACAUGAAGAGCAACCAUCAGGAGGAGUUGCAUCAUCUGAGGAUCCAGCAGACCGGCGCGGUUAAUGUAGAGGUGGACAGCACCAAGUCUGUUGAUCUGACGCAGGUCUUGGAGGACAUGAGGGAGCAGUAUGAAGCUGUGGUGCUGAAGAACAAGCAGGAGCUCGAGAGAUGGUUCCAAGCUAAGGUGGAUAUUCUCCAGACGACAAUCACAACAUGUUCAACAGAGGUGAAGACAUUUUACACAGAGCUGUCAGAGCUGAAGAAGACCUACCAGAGUUUGGAGAUAAGUCGGCAGAGCGUCCACACGGAGAUUCAGUGCCUGCAGCAGAAUUAUGAAGAAGUGAAGAGUCGUUACAGCGUUCAGCUCAGCCAGCUGCAGAUGACCAUCAACAUGCUGGAGACAGAGCUGCAGCAGCUGAGAGUCUCCCUCGAGCAGCAGCAAACCGACUACAACGUCCUGCUGGACAUCAAGAUGAGGCUGGAACUGGAGAUCGCUGAGUACAGGAGGCUGCUGGACGGAGAGCUGCAGGAGAGGGGGCUGUAUGAAGUAAAAAAGGCGGCUGUGAUCAUCAGCAAGGUUGUGAAAGUGGAAGAGCAUAAACCCCACAUCGAGAGGAGAGUGAAGACCAUUGUGGAGGAGAUUAUUGAUGGGAGGGUGGUGUCCUCCAGUGUUGACACCCAAGUGGAGGACAUUGCGUAAAACCUCUGCUGAACUUCCAUUUUUACAUUGAUUUGGCCCCUAAAUGUCAUUAAUGGACUCCUUUGAUACCUGCUUAAUGAAUAUUUCACUAGAGUCAACAGUUAAAGGUAGGGUAGGUAGUGCUUUUCUUAAUAUUUUUUUUGUAAUAUUUGUUGAAUUUCUUUUUACAUCCUGACAGCAAUCAAUAAAUCAAAUGCUCUGACAAAAAAAGAGAGAGAAAAAAACUGGUAUCUGUGGCUGUUGCAGGAUUGUAAUAAACCCAUCCAAUAAUUUAAUUUGGCCCAAAUGUAAUGAUUGGAUGGGCUACCUGCCUGCCUGCCAGCGCACACUCCCACUAGCUGCUAACUUGACAGCUGUGAGUACUAAUAAUAGCCAUAGUCGUUGUUCACGUUCAUUAUGAUAAUUGUUGGGGAGUGGCUUUGGAGGGAGGCCUGAAGCGACGGACUGUCAGUGUUGCAGACUUGGUAACUUUCUCGCUAGAUUUAGGGACUUUUGGAGCUAGUGCUGCUGGCUACUUUCAUUGGAAAAGAGUUGGCAACACUGGGUUGGGUUUUUUCGGUUGGAUCAUUUUUAAUAUCUAGUGUACUCUUGCUGGUUUCUCAUCAUUACUGACCCUACCUUUAACUUGUAAUUGCAAGUUGACCAUAUACCAGGUAUAUGAUAGUUCCCAAACUAAUCAAAAAUAUUUUCGAAAAGCACUUUUUGCAUUUUAAGAGGGUUUCCUUGGCCUUUUCUUUCUUUUCUUUUGAUUGCAAUUAAAUAGCAAGGAUGCAGGAAGUGAUGUAUAAGAUAAAUAUUAGAGCAAAAUAUGAUUAAAAAGCCAGAAAGCAAAGAUGAGGGUGAGUAUUCUUAAUCACAAACAUGGAUUUCCAGAAAGAUGGAUUAUAGUUUGUACAUGGAUUUUUCACUGGCAAAAUUCUACUUUUUGGGCAUACAAACAACACAAGAGUUGUAACAGGGUCAAGCCAGUUUUAGGCCAUACAAAGGAAAUUAUAAAAACUCGAUAAUGUUUUUGUUGUCUGAGCUCAAGUCGGUGUCUCCUGUAUUAAAUCACAGCAAAAUAAAGCAAAAUCUGAUAUUGACUUUAA
Messenger RNA from Sebastes umbrosus (honeycomb rockfish), 2569 nucleotides. RefSeq names its product keratin, type I cytoskeletal 47 kDa-like. The record is from RefSeq and is a predicted model, not a curated record. Gene Ontology annotation, molecular function: structural molecule activity. Lineage: Eukaryota; Metazoa; Chordata; Actinopteri; Perciformes; Sebastidae. The coding region runs from base 84 to 1481 and encodes 465 amino acids. The transcript is spliced from 9 exons.